This is a messenger RNA of Camellia sinensis, 477 nucleotides long. The record is from RefSeq and is a predicted model, not a curated record. NCBI's taxonomy places the organism in Eukaryota, Viridiplantae, Streptophyta, Magnoliopsida, Ericales, Theaceae.
AUGGAACAGAUGCUUGCAGCCCUGACUAAUGUAAUAACGCAACAACAGAGGCAACAACUUUUACCUCCUCCACCUCCACUGGUACAAGUUAAACCGGACAACAAUGAUAUUAUCAAUCUGACUCAAAAGUUCAUAAAAAUGAAACCACCAACCUUUUUUGGUGGAAUUGAACCAUUAAAGGCUGAAACAUGGUUGUUGGAGAUGGAGAAAUUGUUUGAAGUAUUUCCUUGUUCCGAGGUUCAGAAAGUUCUUUUGGCUACCUACACUCUAAAAGAUGAAGCUUGGAGAUGGUGGUUAUUGGAACUCAAACAAGACAGAAUGUCUAUAGCAGAGUAUGAGGCAAAGUUUACUGAGUUAGCUAGAUUUGCUCCUCACAUGAUGGACACAGACUAUAAGAAAGCCCGCAAAUUUGAGGGUGGAUUGGAUUUAGAUAUACUAGAUUGGGUAGGAGUCAUCAAUCUACCUACGUCUGUGUGA